Phanerochaete carnosa HHB-10118-sp is the source of this 1296-nucleotide messenger RNA. RefSeq lists its product as uncharacterized. The coding region runs from base 47 to 961 and encodes 304 amino acids. The transcript is spliced from 2 exons. NCBI's taxonomy places the organism in Eukaryota, Fungi, Basidiomycota, Agaricomycetes, Polyporales, Phanerochaetaceae. Gene Ontology annotation, molecular function: protein binding. The record is from RefSeq and is a predicted model, not a curated record.
AACAUUCUCACUGGUUACCAGACUCAGACACUUGCUCAUCGACUACAUGAACAGCAAAGCCCCUUCGAUCUUGCCGUUUAGCAGCCCCUUUGCCGACGUCAUUUUACGCUCAUCGGAAGGCACCGACUUCCGCAUGCUUAAGGUCGACCUCAUACGCUCUUCGCCCAUGUUUGAGAGCAUGUUCUCUCUCCCGCAGCCUGCGAAAUCCCGUUCUUCGGAAGACUUCAAGGACGGGCUCCCAGUCGUACCCCUCGCAGAGACCGCUGAUGUCCUAGACGUGCUCUUGCGCUUCUGCAUGCCAGGCACAUCGCCACAGCUCGACGACCUCCGCCUGAUCUGUCAGGUCACGGAGGCUGCGAAGAAAUACGACAUCGAGACCGCAACCCACGCUUCGCGGGAAGCAUUGAACAAGUGCGCUCAAGAGGAUCCCGUCAGGGUGUAUGCCAUCGCGUGCCGCCUGCGCCUCGAGCGGGAGGCGCGUCUCGCGGCGCGCCUUACACUCCACCAGCCGGUAUGGAGCACUCUGUCUUGUGAGGCAGAAGAGCUCAACGGCAUUGAUGGACACGAGUUCCGGCGGCUUCUCAAGUAUCAGGAGAGCUGCAGGGACAACGUUCUCAAGCGCGUGUCUGCGUACAGCUGGGUGCUGAGCCUGCCCUCACCUGCUCGCUUUUGGGAACGGUCAUGCUGCGGACAAAGAGCAUCGUAUGUGGACGGCACCUGUCAGCCAAGACAGGUCCAGACGUGGUGGGAGCAGUAUAUGCGAAAGACAAUCGAGAAGCUGAGGGCUAAGCUGGAUAGCGCAGAGGUGUCGAGCGAGGACGCAUUCUCGUUGUUUCUCCGUGAUGCGCGAUGCGCAACAUGCCAGGUCAUUGCUGCUACGCAUAUAACUACAUUUAUCCGGAAGAUGGCUUCAGAAGUCUCAGGCGAGAUCUCCAAGGUCGAGCUUGAGUUUGUGUCUUAGUCGCCCCUGCCCUUUCUCCCUAUGCGAGAUGUCUUCACGGCUACUAAGUACGACGGCUAAUGAAUACUCGCUUAGGCGCAUGAUAUACUUCAACUACAGUAGUCGAUAAAGGACACGAUGCUUACAUUUUACUUGUCAUUAACAUUCUCGAAAAACUGGACAGUCCCCUCAGCCUAUCUUAUCCUCAGAACUCCUGAGCUCAAUCCGAUCGGUGUCGCAGGAGAGAAACAUAUGGAGGUAUAUUACUUGCAUUCGUCAUCAGACCGGAUGGAAAGCCUGUAUUCACCGUAUCCACAGUUGCUGUGCAGACGUCGUUUUGCGCCUACGACUUCCGC